AUGACAUCUAUGGAGAACAGAUCUGCAGUGAAGGAGUUCAUCCUUAUGGGAAUAACAGAUGAUCCAGAGAUUCAGGUUCCUCUCUUUAUAAUGUUCACCUUCAUCUACCUCACCACCCUAGUAGGGAACUUAGGGAUAGUAGCACUGAUCUCCUGUGAUUCCCGCCUCCACACCCCAAUGUACUUUUUCCUCAGUAAUCUCUCUCUGGUGGAUUUUGGCUACUCCUCAGCUGUUACCCCCAAGGUGAUGGAUGGGCUCCUCUUAGGGGACAAGGUCAUCUCCUACAAUGGAUGUGCUGCACAGUUGUUCUUCUUUGGGGCCUUUGCUGUUAUUGAAAGUUUCCUCCUAGCCUCCAUGGCCUAUGAUCGCCAUGCAGCUGUGUGCAAGCCUCUACAUUAUACCACCAUUAUGACAACAACAGUAUGUGCAUUUCUGGUCAGUGGUGCUUACAUCUGUGGCAUUCUGACCUCCUCCAUAGUCAUAGGAAACAUUUUUAGCCUUUCCUUUUGUAAAUCCAACAUAGUCCAGCACUUUUUCUGUGAUAUUCCACCUCUUCUAGUUCUCUCUUGCUCUGAUAUUUACCUCACUGAGUUAAUAUUUUUUACCUUAGGGUUUUUCAAUGCACUUUGCCCAUUUCUUGUUAUCUUUACUUCUUACUUGUUAAUAUUCAUCACCAUCUUGAAGAUCCGUUCUGCUGAAGGCCGCCAGAAAGCCUUCUCCACUUGUGCUUCUCAUCUCACAGCAGUGUCCAUAUUUUAUGGGACAAUCAUCUUCAUGUACUUCCAACCCAGUUCAAGCCAUUCAAUGGACACAGACAAAAUGGUGUCAGUGUUCUACACCAUGGUCAUCCCCAUGUUGAAUCCUCUGGUCUAUAGUUUGAGGAACAAAGAGGUCAAGAAUGCUUUUAGGAAAGCUGUGAGGGGACAAUAA
This is a messenger RNA of Dromiciops gliroides (monito del monte), 930 nucleotides long. Its product is annotated as olfactory receptor 5B12-like. The transcript has a single exon. Lineage: Eukaryota; Metazoa; Chordata; Mammalia; Microbiotheria; Microbiotheriidae. Gene Ontology annotation, molecular function: olfactory receptor activity; G protein-coupled receptor activity; odorant binding. Gene Ontology annotation, biological process: sensory perception of smell; G protein-coupled receptor signaling pathway. Gene Ontology annotation, cellular component: membrane. The coding region runs from base 1 to 930 and encodes 309 amino acids. The record is from RefSeq and is a predicted model, not a curated record.